AUGUUCCUCUUAUUUUGGUUUUCGAUUUUUUUGGUACCUUAUUAUGUUAAUGCCCAAGGAUCUCUCAGUUUGAAUGUCAAUAAUUGGACAGCGAUUACAUCUGGGGAAUGGAUGGUCAAAUGUCACGCACCAUGGUGUCCCGCUUGCAAGCUCGUUGCCCCUGAAUGGGAAAAAUUCUCAGCUCUGGCCCCCAAAUACGAUAUAAAAGUUGCGGAUCUAGAUUGUUCCUCGGAAUCUGCAGUUGCAAUGAUAUUCACAAUAACCUCUCUUCCCACAAUCUUCCAUGUUAAAGAUGGCGAAUUCCGUAUCACGAAGGGAAAACGAAAGGCUAGCGAAUUGAUUGAUUUCAUUGAGAAGCGUGAAUUCGAGCUCAUUGAACCUGAGUCAUGGUACCUUCAUCCGAAAGCCAUUUACACUCCUGCUGUUGUUCGAUUUCUUGACCUCUGUCUUUCAAUCACAAAAGCUCAUCGUGCAAUGGUUGCGUACGGUGUCCCAGCAGCUCUCUCAAUUGUUCUUGUUGGAACUGGCGUGCUUGCCUCUGGAGCGGCUUUGGGAAUGCUCAUAAUCUGCAUUUGUGAAUAUUUCUGUCCACCUCGACCACAAAUCCUCAAUGUUGUUGGAAUGGAAGGCGAGCCACCACAACCCAUUGUUACAAAGGAAAAUGAUACGGAGCAGGACAUUGUUUUGGACGAUAGUGAGGAUAGUGGUUGGACAGAGGUGAAAUCUCCAGCAUCGAAGGAAUCUCCUACCGUGCGUCAUCGUAAAUCCAAGAAGUAG
Molecule: messenger RNA, 777 nt
Organism: Rodentolepis nana
Lineage: Eukaryota; Metazoa; Platyhelminthes; Cestoda; Cyclophyllidea; Hymenolepididae
Source: the annotation of a GenBank genome assembly